Mycosarcoma maydis (corn smut) is the source of this 2454-nucleotide messenger RNA. RefSeq lists its product as uncharacterized. Gene Ontology annotation, molecular function: alpha-1,3-mannosyltransferase activity. The record is from RefSeq and is a predicted model, not a curated record. NCBI's taxonomy places the organism in Eukaryota, Fungi, Basidiomycota, Ustilaginomycetes, Ustilaginales. Gene Ontology annotation, cellular component: Golgi apparatus. Gene Ontology annotation, biological process: protein O-linked glycosylation. The transcript has a single exon. The coding region runs from base 1 to 2454 and encodes 817 amino acids.
AUGACCAAGGAUCGGAUUCCUUCGCCAAUGAGCCAGGUCAGCCCCGCUGAAGACUUAACGCUCACAGCGAGACCAGCAAGACCAGUACGAGCCGCCUCGUGCAACAUCGAGCUUCCCCCCGAAGCGGCCAGCUCUGCUUCGCCAGAGAGGCAGCUGCAGCAAUUGCACGAGCGCAAGCCUACUACACCGACUACGCCCACUUUUAUCCUUUCGCCGUACAGCCUUUUUAGUGGUUCUGAGAGCGUAAAGAGUGGCGAGCCCAUGCUGCUUGGUGGCUGGAGUCGCAGUAGAUCCACGCAAGCAAAGGAAGCAAAGCAACGCCCAUCGCUUCACAGACCAUCGACCAUGCUCUCGGAUGACAGCAAGACCGGCAUCGCUUCGCUCGCGUCCGGUGACAACGAUCUCAAGGGACCGUCAGCAAGAGGCCCACAGUCUGGCAAAAACUUGUUCGGACUGUCCUCGCUCAGAUACACACUCUACACGCGCAAAGGACGCAGGGGCUUGUCCACCAGCUUGAGAGCUUGGACAUCGUACAAGACGAUUCUGGCGCUCACUCUACUGCUGGUUGUCUCUGUAAGGCUGCUGUUUGCGCCAUCGGCUCCGAUCGAGCACGGCGUCAACGGUCGCAUCAACGCGCACAAGUUCACCGACGCCGUUUUCCUCAAUGACUGGAUUGACCAUGUCGUUCACCAUCCCGUGCGAGCGCGAGACAAGGCAGGCUUCGCCGAGAUGGGCCUGCGUACCGAAAUGUAUGCGCACCUGCUGCGUCACCAGAACGUGCCCAAUUUUGACCGCAUGGAACGGGCUCUGUGGCCUUUUGUACCCGGUAUCAAUCAGCUACGAAAGUGGUGGCAAGCUUCGGUGCAGGCCAAGCCUCAAGAGUACGCCGCGGCUUCCGCCUCUUCUGGCUCGCAAGAUGACGAGGGACUGUUUUCGCGCAAAUUCCGCAGCGGUCCUUUGAUUAAGCAUGGUUCGCGUGGCAUUGUCAUGUCGCUUGGCUAUAAAGGCUCGGUAUUUGCCUCGCAGUUCAUCUCGAUCAUCCGCGAAAAGCAUCGAAACGAUAUUCCGAUCGAGUUGUACUACUAUGGCGACUCGGAUCUGCCGUCCAAGUAUCGCGACUACCUCACAAGGAGCUAUCGCAACGUUCGAUGCGUCGAUCUCGAAUCGCUUGGCCUAUUUGAUCCUGAUUUGGUUCAGCUCGAGCGACAGGGUUUUGCCAUCAAGCCAUUUGCUUUGCUCGCUACCAAUUUCACCGAGGUGAUUCUCGCCGAUGCCGAUGCGAUUCUGCUCGAGGAUCCAGAUCAAUUCUUUGAGGAACCUGGCUACCUUGAUACUGGCACACUCUUUUUCCACGAUCGUGACCAUCUUCGCAAAGGAGCUGACGAGAUUAUCCAGGAAUUCAUGAACCAUCAGCUUUCGCUGCGCGGACCUUCACCGCGACUCGCAUCGAGCGAGUUCUGGAAGAAGAAGGGCAUUUUCGAGCAAGAGUCGGGUAUCGUCGUGGUCGACAAGAGAAAGACGGAUGUGUUUGCAGCCUUGCUCUUCACAGCAUGGCAGAACAUGGGUGAGAUCAGGAAGAAGACGACCUACAGGAUCUGGUGGGGAGACAAGGAGACGUUUUGGCUCGCGUUUGAGUUUUCCAACUUCCCGUACUAUUUUGUACCUAGGUAUGCCCAGGCGAUCGGAACCACAAGGAGGGUGAGCAAGGCAGAGAAGAUGGAGAGGGCUGCCAAGGCAAAAGCAAAGGCGGAACGAAAGGCGAAAGAGGAAGCGGAAAAGGCGCAAAAAAAGGGUAACAAGAAGCCGGCAGAGGCAGAGAAGAAAGACGAGGCCGCUGCUCCUGCUCCUGCUCCUGCUCCUGCUCCUGCUCCUGCUCCUGCUCCUGCUGUUGCCGGAGAUGCGAAGCCAAAGGUCAAAAGGGACGACAAGAAGGCAGCUGCCGGUGUGGUUCACUUUGACGAAGCUGGCGAUGCUAUACCUGUAGUGGAGGACCAAGUGAAUCCGUUCAAAGAAGGCAUUCUGCCCGGCGAGCCUGAGCCGGAACCAGUGCGGCCAGAGUCUCCACACGACGCUGCCAUCUCUUCGGAUACCUCGCUGAUGGAAGAAGAGGAAUUCUGCUCUGAACACCCGCUUCACUUCCUCGGUGCCGACACGGAAGACAGCAACUACACCAUGGCGCUCGGUCGUCCCGCGUGGUUCAACGGCGGCAUCCUCGACGUCAAGUCGAUUUCGGAUGAGGUGUACAUCCAGCCAAACGCGUUCACGUUGGAAGGCGCUUGGGAAUUCUUGUUCGACGAGGAACAAUGGUGCAUACGCAACUACACGCUGGGCGACCUGAAGCAGUUCGACUUGACGGACCGGAUCGAUGAGAUUAAGAGCAUCGCGAAGAAGGCCGAGGACAAGUUCCACGCCAAAAUCCCGAAACUUCCUAAGAAGGUCAAGAAGGAAAAGUAG